This is a messenger RNA of Osmerus eperlanus (European smelt), 2248 nucleotides long. It is a transcript of the gene oc90, whose product is annotated as otoconin 90. Gene Ontology annotation, biological process: phospholipid metabolic process; lipid catabolic process; arachidonate secretion. Bases 29 to 2248 code for a protein of 739 amino acids. Lineage: Eukaryota; Metazoa; Chordata; Actinopteri; Osmeriformes; Osmeridae. The transcript is spliced from 16 exons. Gene Ontology annotation, molecular function: phospholipid binding; calcium ion binding. The record is from RefSeq and is a predicted model, not a curated record.
GAACCUCAGUCUACUAUAAGCCAGUCACAUGUCUAUCCUUUUGUGUGCAGCCAUGUCUGGAAACUCCAUAUUUUGCCCAGCCAACAGCGAACUCAACACAGACGACCUGCUCAUAGAUUGUCUUGGGAUGCGCUUCACAUGGCUUCAUGCGGUGUUUGAUAAUUUCCCUGGGCUCCUGAGGUUUACUCUGAAGCUCAGGUGCUCCGCCCGUCUGUGCCCGCGCCACAUGGAGGAUUACGGCUGCUCCUGCAGACACCUGGCAGUGGGAGACCCAGUAGACGCCAUGGAUGGGUGUUGUCAUACACACAGAGCAUGUUAUCAGGCAGUGACGGCUAAACCAUGCCGACAGGAACUUCUAACCCUCUCCGAAAACGUAACCUGUGGCGAGGAAAAUAUCACUUGUGUGUUGCUCAAUAAUGCCACGGACACAAGGGAGGUCUUCAAUGAAACAGACGUGUACCAACUAAAGGACACUUCCAUGGGUAAUGACACGAAUGUUGGUGACACAAAUGCUGGUGACCCAGUGACCACACCGACUGACCUGGCCACCCAACCACCCUUUGAAGAUGUGAAUGUGACGGGGGCGGGACUGGAAGACAAGGAGAAGGAUGAACAUGUGACAGAGAACACUCAUUUAGCAGGAAACAACUCAGGAUCCUCAACUGAGACCAGUCCGGCACCUCAGCAUACAACACCAUCAAGAACUACAUCUCCCAGAGAGCUGACCACAGCUGAGGACUCACAGGAAGAGAAGGAGCAUGAGGAGCAGGAAAGGCCGUUGUUCCUGCCUCAAGUGGACUCUGUUUUUGAAGGAGAAGAGGAGGAGGAUGAGGAGGAGGAGGAAGAACAGGACGAAGAGGAUGAAAACCAACACGGUAAACCGAAACCUCUCUUGGACAACCACCGUACCACAACCCUCAACCACAGGGACAACCACCGUACCACAACCCUCAACCACAGGGACAACCACCGUACCACAACCCUCAACCACAGGGACAACCACCGUACCACAACCCUCAACCACAGGGACAACCACCGUACCACAACCCUCAACCACAGGGACAACCACCGGGAAAGAAAGACAACCUCAGAAACAAACUCAACACCUGCAACAUCACCACCAUCUCACCAGACUACCAUCACAACACAACCCAGGCCUGAAAUCCACGUGUCUUCAACAACACUGUCACACACAACCCCUGGAGAUGCGUCGGUAGAGGAGGAGGAGGAAGAUGAGGAAAAAGACAAAGAACCCUGCGACGAGGAAGAUCAGCUCGAUAGCUCUCAGGAGAAUCACCCAGACGGCCAGGGGAGGGUCCAGAGACGAGCCGUGCCUUUCUUCGCCUGGUCUCUCCUCGAAUCCAUUGGACUAUCGGAAGCUCAGCUCCACGCUGACAGCAAAGAGUGCAGUGGCUCCUUCACUCAGUACGCCAGCGAUGGCCGUGCCAGGCUAGAGAUGCCCGCUCUGGGGGAGAUGCUGCGCUGCCUGACGGGCCGCUGCCCACACGAGUACGAGAUGUACGGCUGCUACUGCGGCCAGGAGGGCAAAGGUCAACCCAUGGACCAGCUGGACAGGUGCUGUUUCUUCCAUCGCUGCUGUCUGCUUCAGAUCAGGUCCAUGGGCUGUAAGAGAGACAGGAAACUCAACGCAGGCAUCUCCUGUGAGAAUCGGAAACCCCGCUGCCAGGGGGUCAGUGUGUGCGACAAGCUGCAGUGUGUGUGUGACAGGACCAGUGCGGAGUGCAUGGCGGCGGCCCAGUUCAACCACAGCCUCCCGUCCCCCCAGUGCCAGGGCCCCCGGCCCCCGUGCCGACGGGCCAGCAAGCCCCACAAAACGCAGCCCCCUCCGGCCAAGUCUAGUGAGGAGAGUGAGGAGCAGGCGGGAGGGGGGUCACACAAGGGUGGCGGAGGGCAGGACUCGAGGCAGGGGAGUGAAACACACACACAGACUUCAGUCCACAGCGGACAAAGUUUUGAAGGCAGCAACGAGCCCAAAGACCAGAUGGUGUCCAGCAUCCCCCACCAGCCCCCACGCGGCCCUCACCCCCUGACACCAACGAACUCCAGUGAAGAGGCCUUGGAGAUGGGGAGAGACCGACCUCAACCUGAGGCCACUGGGGGUCAAAGACCACCAACACAGAGCAUGGUCCAACCUCACAACCCCGGACCUAGCAGGCCGGGCAUGGUUCAUGUUCAUGGGAGGCCGGUAGGGACGGAGGUGAAGGAGGAGGAAGAGGAUCUGUCAUAG